This is a messenger RNA of Linderina pennispora, 2472 nucleotides long. RefSeq names its product heavy metal translocatin. Bases 1 to 2472 code for a protein of 823 amino acids. Gene Ontology annotation, molecular function: ATP binding; copper ion binding; ATP hydrolysis activity. The transcript is spliced from 2 exons. Gene Ontology annotation, biological process: monoatomic cation transport; copper ion homeostasis. Lineage: Eukaryota; Fungi; Kickxellomycota; Kickxellomycetes; Kickxellales; Kickxellaceae. Gene Ontology annotation, cellular component: membrane. The record is from RefSeq and is a predicted model, not a curated record.
AUGGACGACGCCUCCCACACUAAUCUUGCGCAUACAACGCUGCUCGUUAGCGGCAUGACCUGUGCUGCCUGCGUCAAUACAGUCGAGCAGCAGCUGAAGAGCUCUGGCGCCAAAACGGUCUCAGCCGAUCUCAUGACUGGGCUGACCACAGUCGUACACGAUGCUGGGCUUCUCUCCAGCGACAAUGUGUGCGAAUGCAUCGCUUCCUUAGGGCUUGAGGCCGAGGUUUUGCAGACACACCAGCCAGUCGAUAGAAUGCUGGACCAGAGCGAGGAGGCCUGGCUUGAGCGGUUCCUCGUUUCACUCAUAUUCGCAGUACCAGCCCUGCUCUUGAUGCUGCUGAACUCGAUGCUGGCGCUCUCGCAUCCCAUAUACAGGUUUCUGCACAAACGCACAGCAGGCUUGUACACACCUCAUACAGCAUGCAUGUUUGUGCUUGCUACGCUGUGCCAGAUCGUCCUGGGCUCCCGGUUCUACAUGCACGCAGCCAAGGCGCUGCUAAAGGCACGCACGGCUAACAUGGAUGUGCUGGUAGUGCUAGGCACAACAAUGGCAUAUGCAGGCUCGAUUGUGAGCACGGUCAUGGGGUGUAGCGAUUUCUUCGAGACGCCGAUAUAUCUCAUCUCGUUUGUGCUGCUGGGCAGGUGGCUCGAGUCAACAGCCCGCGGACGCAGCGCCAGCACUGUGGCAUCGCUGAUUGCACUGCAGCCGCAAACCGCGGUCCUGGCCGAUGGGGCCGUUAUUGGCGUUGAGGAGAUCAAGCCUGGCGACCUGAUUUUGGUCAGUGGAGCGUCGCACAUUCCGUGCGACGGCAUUAUCGUGCAAGGUCGGACAUACGUCGAUGAGUCGCUGAUAACUGGCGAGUCGUGCAGCGUGGCCAAGGCACCAGGCUCGAAUGUGGUUGGCGGGUCGUUCAACCAGAUGCGCAACAUCCAGAUCCGCGCUACUGCAGCAACCGACAGAUCGGUGCUGUCUCGGAUUAUCCAGCUUGUUCGCGAUGCGCAGGCCAACAAGCCCAGGCUGCAGCAGGUUGCCGACCGGGUCGCCUCCAAGUUUGUAGUGCUUGUCACCGUCGCAUCUGUGCUGGUCUUCAUUGUGUGGAUAGCUGUGGGGGCGCGCGGCGGGAUCAAACGCCAGUGGAUCGAGAGCAAGGGCAUGGCCAAUCACCAGCACAACCUGCAUGACAAGGAGCGGCUCACACGUAUCUAUGACACGAUCUUCGCCUUGCUCAACGCCAUCAGCGUGCUGGUCAUCGCGUGCCCCUGUGCGCUUGGUCUGGCAGCACCUACAGCGAUCAUGGUAGGUACUGGCGUGGCUGCGCGCCUGGGGAUCCUAAUCAAGGGCGGCGGGGUGGUCAUGGAGGCUGCUAGCAAGGUUGAUGUUGUGGUAUUUGACAAGACUGGGACGCUGACGCAGGGCCAUCCGUCGGUGGUCGACUUGCGCGAAUUGCGUGGGCUGCCGCCAGGCUGCAAGGGCUGGAUAUACAGCGCCAUCCACGCGAUCGAGAGCAUGAGCAACCACCCACUGGCCUCUGCUGUGCGGCAGUUCAUUGAAAUGCAUACCCGGAUCACCCAGGACAUCGAGAUCUGGGAACACGAGGAGGUGCCGGGCUGCGGCACCCGCGCUCUAGUCAGCGUGCCAGACGACCUGCGGGAGCACCUGGGCUGGGGCGAGUCGCAGAAGGCGUAUCUGAGUAUCGGCAGGGAGGGCUGGGUGUGGGCGGACACGUCGUUUGUCAGCUCGCUGUCGCCAGAGGAGCGCAGCGAGCGAGAGUGCAAGAGGCAGUGGGAGACCAACGGAUACACUCUCGUUUCCGUGUGCCUGCAGCCGAAGCGCAGCCACGACGUGCGCCAGGCAUCCUGGCCUGUGCCUGCCUGCCCGCUCCUGUCAUUUGCUGUCGACGACCAAGUGCGCCAAGAGGCCAAGUUUGUCAUCGACAGCCUGCAGCGUAGUGGAGUCGAGGUGUGGGUUGUGUCGGGCGACAAGGCCGAGGUCGUCCAGGUAGUGGCCAACCAGCUAGGCAUCAGGAACAUUAUCGCCGGCGUGCUGCCAGGCGAAAAGUGCGAGCGCAUACGCGGGCUACAGUUUGCUGGCGAUCGGCGCAGGGUCGUGGCCAUGGUCGGCGAUGGAAUUAACGAUGCGCCAGCUCUGGCCCAGGCCGAUAUUGGGAUUGCUGUGGACUCAGGCACGGCCACGGCCAUUGAGACCGCGCCCGUGGUCCUGAUGCGCCCGUCUCUGCUGCCGCUUCUGACCUUUUUUGACAUCUCCCUGGUGACGAUGCGCCGCGUCAAGCUGAACUUUAUCUGGGCAUCUGGCUACAACCUCGUGUGCCUGCCCAUUGCCGCCGGAGUGCUCUACCCGGUGAUCGGACGCGGUCUUCCACCCGCUAUGGCUGGCCUUCUCAUGGUGCUUAGCAGUUUUACGGUAAUGCUGAGCAGCCUUUCAUUAAAGCUCUAUAGAGGCAAGUACUAA